Dentiscutata erythropus is the source of this 1263-nucleotide messenger RNA. NCBI's taxonomy places the organism in Eukaryota, Fungi, Glomeromycota, Glomeromycetes, Diversisporales, Gigasporaceae. The record is from the annotation of a GenBank genome assembly.
AUGGAUCACACUCACAAAAAUCGCAGUUAUACUAUCGUGUUUAAACUUGAUAUAAUCGCUUAUGCGGAAGAAACAUCUAAUUGUCGUGCUCUUAAAGAAAAUAAAGAUAUAAAUAUAGAUCAAACACGUGUUCUUAGUAGUUGUGGUCGAAAAGCAAUGUAUCCUGGGUUAGAAAAGGAAUUGGUGGAUUAUAUUAAAAAAAAGAGAGAAGAAAAACUUGCGGUUACAACGUCCAUGAUUAGGAAAAAGGCAAAGGAGUUAGGAAAGACCCUAGAUAUUAGGGAUGCCAAAUUUUCGCGUAGCUGGUGUGAUCGUUUUAGAAAACAACAUAGUUUGGUGAAACGUACCCGAACACAAAUUGUGCAAAAAUUUCCUAAAAAUAUGCUUUUAGUUAUUAGAGACUUUCUUGAUGUUUUACGUGAAAAAACAAAUGUUAUUGAAAAACAAUUUAUUAUCUCUUUUGAUGAAACGCCUAUGUGGUUCGACAUGCCUUGGAACUCGACAAUAGAUUUUCAAGGUGUUUGUGAAGUACCAAUCAAAACCACAGGAAGUGAUAAAUUGCGUUUUAUUGUAGUUUUGGGCUACUGGACAGCACCUCAUGCAAAUAUGAAAGGUGAUCUAAUGAUUUCUACUUAUAUACCACAAGCUAUUCGAUCAAGACCAAAUGGUUUUUUUAAAAGUAAGAGUAUUAUAUUCGUUGAUGGUCAUCGAAGUCAUGUCCGUGAUGAUGUAAAAAAAGCAUUUAAAGCAGAGAGGCUAGAUCUUUUAGAAAUACCUGGAGAAACAACUAGUGUUUUACAACCACCAGACGUUUUGGUUAACAAGCCAUUUAAAAAUGAAGUAAGACAAAGAUGGGAACACUGGAUUGAUGAAGGAAAAAAAGUACUUACUAAAAAUAAAAAUCGUAAAAAAGCCUCAUAUGAACUUGUCUGUGAAUGGGUGUCUAAAACCUGGAAGGAGAUUAGUCCUAAUAUUUUAGUUAGGUCUUUCGAAGUAGCUGGACUUACGCUUAAUCCAGAUGGUAGUGAAAAUGAUAAAAUGUCUCAACGUCUUCAGACAAUUGUUCAAGCUGUCGCUGAAAACCAGACAAAUGAAUUGAAUAUGAAUGAGUUAUUGGAUGCGCUUCCAGAAGAUGAAAAUGAAAGUGUGAUAGAUGUGGAAAAUCAAACUGACAAUGAAGAAAAUACCACUGAUGAAACCGAUGAUGAAAAUGCAAUAGAUUAUGAAUAUGUAACGGAUGAUGAUGAAAGAAUGAUAGAAUAA